CAUCGAGCGAGCGAGACCGCUGUGCGUCGUGUGUGCGUCCGCGAAAGACGACUCAUCCUCGGUUUUACGUACCGCGAAUGUGCGCAGUAUCCUUACAGUCGACUUCGGUGUCCUCGUAUCGCUGUUGAACAGGAGAGAGAAGAAACAAAGAGUAGUAGCAGAGAUACUGAUUCGCCAGCAGUAGUGUACCGUGUUAUGUAAUAUCGACGCCACCUUGGCUCAGAAAACUCAGGGAUCAGGAAAGGUGAAGAGAAACGGAGUAACGCAUUCCUUCUCUGCCUAAAAACAGGUGGCUCAACUGGUUCGAAGUGGCAUCAGUAGCAACGGUACAGUCCAUUCGAUCGGUACUCGUGUACAUCGAUCGAUCGCGAUACGCAACGGAUAGUGAAUAUUGUGUGUUGUGAUCGUGUGAACGAUCGAGCUCACCGGAUGAGAGCAGCUCACCAGAUCAGUAGCUGAGCUGAAAAAAGGACUCACUGAAGAGAAGCAGACGGAGAUCAAGCACGCACACAGAGACACCAAGAGAAAAAUCCCGUGUUGUGUGUGAGAAAGAUCGCAGACGCAGCAUAAGAAGAGGGACAGCAAAAAAAAAGGGCUCGUCGCCUGCGCGAUGAGAAACCUGCUGAGAGCAUCAGUGCUCGUCGUACAAGAUCGCUAAGGGGUCGCUGGAGGCAGCAGAAACCCCAGAGAACCGAACACAACCCGAAAAGCGAAGCGCGAAGAGACACACAUAACAGAACCCGGAUCAUCUCGGAGCGGAUCGAGCGUGCUCCGUGCUACAAUACAGAGGGUUCGAACUAGCACGAGAAAGCGGCAACAUAGCCGAGCAGCCAGACAACCCAGCCGGCCGGGUCGUGGCCGAGAAAGGAACGUACAAACCCGAUCGUUAAGACCCGCUAACGAGAAAAGCGAAACCUACGGUGUCGGCGGCAGCGGCUGACCCAUCUUUCAUCCGGUGCUGCUGCACUUUGUUGUACGUCUCUAUGCGUCUGUGAAGAAGUGUCCGUGUGCGCUGGUGUUGCGGCUGGUGGCUUUGGUGUAGUGGCUUGUCGUGGCGUGGAACAAUAACAGUGAAGAACGAACGCACAACGGCAUUCCAACACGUCUUCGAAUGACCGGUAGAUAGCCAGUGAUGGAACCUCUACGCCAUCUCUACUCGUGAACGGUUUGCAUAGAGUGACGAUCCGAUCGGUCCGCGUGAUCGGUGUGACUAGUGGUUUGGCGCCAAAGUGACCAAGUUCAAGUGUUCAAGUGUCGUGGUUAAUCGCCCGGGUGAAAAGAAAAGAAAGAAACAAUGGCACACUCGGUGUUGGCGAAGUGCUGGUGUGUGGUGUUAUUGCUGACCGUGGUGGCCGCUGCGAGUAGCAGCAGCAGCAGCAGCAGCAGCAGCAGCAGCAGUUCCGACUUUACCGGUCAGCGGACCUGUGAACCGAUCCGGAUUGAGCUGUGCCGUGGUAUCGGCUACAAUGAGACGUCCCUACCGAAUAUCGUCGGCCAUGAGCUGCAAUCGGAUGCAAACUUUACGCUGCAUACGUUCUUUCCGCUGAUCCAGUUCGGUUGUAGCAAGCAGCUAAAGUUUUUCCUGUGCGCCACGUACGUACCGAUGUGUACGCCCAAGGUUUCGAUGCCGAUCGGACCGUGCCGGAGUCUGUGCAACACGGUCAAGAACCGGUGCCAUCCGAUACUGCAGGGUUUCGGGUUUCCGUGGCCAUCAGCCCUCGAUUGCAACCGAUUCCCGGAGGAGAAUAAUCACGAGCACAUGUGCAUGCAAGGGCCGGGUGAACCGGCCGACGGUGAUGUGCUCGUAUCGGACCGCCCGUCCUGCCAGGGGCUCCAGAAAUCGAACCUGUACGUCCAGCUGAACCGUUCCGGGCGCUGUGCUCCACUCUGCGAGGCCGACAUUCUGUUCGAGCAGGACGAGAAACAUUUCGCGGAGGUGUGGCUCACGUCGUGGAGUGUGGCCGCCCUCGGGACGGCCAUCGUCGCAACGCUCUGUCUCAUCCUGUCGACCAAGCGGUGGGACAAGAGCCUGAUGCCGCUCGUCAUCAGCCACUGCCUGGUGACGGUCGGAUGGGCGGUGCGGUGGCUGGCCGGACGUAAUGCGACGGCCUGCGGCUACGAUCCACAACUUCCGGGCGUCGCCCUGCUGCUGACCGAUGGCCUAUCGACCGCACCGUGUGCGGCCACGUUCCUGCUACGCUACUACUUCGGCCUGUCGGCAGCUGUCUGGUGGGCUAUUCUGUGUCUCCGAUGGAGUAAAUCCGUUCGCCGGCUACUGAGCACCAGCGAGCUCGGUGGUCCAGAUCCGCACACCGAAAAGUCGGACGGUUCCUACGACACCCUGUGCCAGCUGGCUGCCUGGGGCAUUCCGGCUGUCCUCACCGUCAUCGUCCUAGUGGCACGGCUCGUCGAUGCGGACGAAUUGUUCGGUUCCUGUUUCAUCGGAAACCAAUCGGACCGAGCACUGCUAACGUUCGUGAUCGUGCCGUUGCUGUCGAGCUGGGUCAUCGGUUCCGGCUAUCUGUUUACGGCGUACCUGCGGAAGCGCUCGGCGGCCGCCUCACUCGUGCACGCCCUGCCCGUCCACAUACACGGGAUGGGCAAGUUCCUGUUCAUCUACACCGUUCCGACUGCGGCCCUGCUCAUGCUUAUGUUCUACGAGUAUGCGUGCCGGGAGAAUUGGCUACAGCUGCCCCAUCCUUCGCUCGAACCCGUCUUGCCGGCCCGGACACCACUGUGGCCGUUCCUGCUGCGUGCCUUCAUCGAGCUGCUCGUCGGUGUGCUGGCGUCGGCGUGGGCUGUUGGACCACGGAUCGUGGGCCUAUGCCGGGGUAACAGUGCGCCUACGACCAAGCUAGCCGGUCCGGUGUACAAACAACCGCCACCCAAACUGGCCGGUUUCACGACCGGUGCACCGUCAACGUAUUCGACCGCCUCGUACCAGACGGUAUGCCCCCAGAACUCGUUGGUAUCGGUGUCGAUUGGGAAGCUACCGCCACCGAGACACCAUACGGCCCGCAAGUACCAGUCGCACUCGCACAUCAACCGGAAACCACGCGGCUACAAGAUGUCCACCCAGACGAUCAGUCUUACCGGCAACGAGACGGUCCUGUGAGAGUGCACCUAUGGUCGGUGGUGGCGAGCGAGAGGUGGAGCUGGUUGGUUCCCGCCAGUGGGGCCGCAAAGUUGUGAUAUUAAUGUUUAGGAACUAAUUUAUUACCUAAAGCGCGCAAGGCUCAUGGCGUGGCGGUGGCCAAAUGGUGACCAGGGCAUGUCAUUGCGUCGAAGCGUGGGGCAUCUGGAGUAGAAGGGAUACAGAGAGCGAAAAGGAGAGAGGGAGAGAGGGCCAGCGAUCGCUGGGGUAGCGAGAAAGGUGAACCAUCGGGUGGUAACAUAAAAAUCAUUUAUAUCAGGAUACUUAAUGCGCCAAGGAGCAUGGUGCUCGUAGGACGAGAGAGCGAGAGAGAGAGAGAGAGAGAGAGAGAGAGAGAGAGAGAGAGAGAGAGAGAGAGAAAGAGAGAGAGAGAGAGAGGACAGGAGGGGUUUAAUUAUAUACGGCCAGAGGGAGUUUGUUGUUCCAGCCGAGGAUCCUUUGCGCCAUCGUCGUCGUCUUCGUUUCCUUGUAGUCGUUUCGAGGAAAGAGGUUAGGGCGCCUCAUACACCAGCCCGCGUGUCUGUGUGUGCUGAUUUGACUUAACGAAGUGUCAGUCCCAGGCGCUUCACUCUCCGGGGCCAAUUCAAGUGGCCAGUUGGUGGGCUUCUUUAUGCCUUUUCGUUCAUAUAUCUACCAACCGAUUACGUUCGGCUGGCCGGGUGCACGACGAUCGGCGAUGAAAGUGAUUGGCAUGCUACGAUGGUUUGUUGGCGAACAUUUUCCAAAAUUGGACAUCGAUUUUUGCCUCCCUUCUCUCCGCUGCUGGCCACAUACAAUAUGGCCACAGGGAAUCCAGCUUUCUCGUUAAAUUUGUUUAAAACAGAAACGCACACGCCGGUGACCUUUUCG
Anopheles darlingi is the source of this 4003-nucleotide messenger RNA. RefSeq names its product frizzled-4 (gene fz4). NCBI's taxonomy places the organism in Eukaryota, Metazoa, Arthropoda, Insecta, Diptera, Culicidae. Gene Ontology annotation, biological process: non-canonical Wnt signaling pathway; canonical Wnt signaling pathway. Gene Ontology annotation, molecular function: Wnt receptor activity; Wnt-protein binding. Bases 1295 to 3115 code for a protein of 606 amino acids. The record is from RefSeq and is a predicted model, not a curated record. The transcript has 4 exons. Gene Ontology annotation, cellular component: plasma membrane.